AUGGGAAAGAACCUCGUUCCUACAUUGUUGGCCGAUACUUGUUAUGCCAUUCAUUCCCGAUAUGAGAAGGGUGGUGGUGCUAUUACUUGUUGCCUUCAGUUGUUGUUCAUCUGGUUCCUCUCUUUGUUGCCUAGCAAAGGACCUUUUGUGAAAACAAGGGAAACACUCAAGUUGACCCAAAGGAUCAUGUCACUUACUUCCUAUGAUAUCCAAUGGCAAAGGUACCGAAUUAAUGUUUCCGAGGUGAUAGUUGGGUGCGGUGAGUUCAAUAAUGUUCUGUUGGUUGGUACUAGGGGUUGCAUCAAUUACAAUCCCGUGGUAUCUUUGCGUCAGUUGGGGUAUACCUUGAAGGACAGGCCGGCGGAUCAUUUGGUAGCAGAGGCGGUCUAUUUUGAGAAGGGGUCGGAUCCGGAGAAAUUGAGAAGGAUAGUUGUGGCUUGGAAAAAGGUUCGUAAGCAUUAUGGAGUUCAUUUAGGGAAGAAAGAAUCGCUUGCUUUGACACCGUAUUUGGAAUGGAUUGUGAAGCGGGUUGGAAAUUUGUUGUUGCCAUAUGACAAAGUUCUGCCACUUCAAAAGCAACCUCCUUUGAUUCUAUCUGAAUUUGUGCCAACAGUACUUUACAAGAAUACUUUGGUUACCAACUACAGAUUCCAUGAAAGAGAACAAGAGACCAACUUGAAAUUCUUUGAAGAGAGAGAGAGGUAA
This is a messenger RNA of Vicia villosa (hairy vetch), 705 nucleotides long. RefSeq lists its product as uncharacterized. The transcript has a single exon. The record is from RefSeq and is a predicted model, not a curated record. NCBI's taxonomy places the organism in Eukaryota, Viridiplantae, Streptophyta, Magnoliopsida, Fabales, Fabaceae. The coding region runs from base 1 to 705 and encodes 234 amino acids.